AUGGUGGACCUAGAGAAGACCUGCAGUUUUACAUUGGAAUUGGAAACCAUGCACGCUGCCUGCCUGCAGAUCAGUCGCCUAUGGAGACAGUACCUGCUGCUGCUUGGCCUCUGGGGGUGCCCUGGAACAGCUUCUUGGCAUCACCCUAGUUGUCUCCCCUUGUCUGCAUCCACACCCCACCCUGUGUUGGGCUUCUGGGAAUUACCACGAAGGGGCAUAGGCUGUACCAGCCAGGAGCACUCUACCACAGGGCAGGAAGUGCACGUCAUAAGCCUACGUGGGGGAGUACCAGCAAAUACCCAGGUAACUCUGAUUCUGGGCUCAGAUCCCCUACACAGAGCCACUAUCUUUGUGCUGCGCUCCCAAGACCCUCUGCAUUGGAUGCUACCAUCUCCACCUGGAAAAAAUUGGACCUUCCAGGUUUCCCCUGGUUCCAGUGUUUCAGCCCUUGGGCCAGUGGCUUCUGCUGAGAUCAACUUCCCGGAGACACGAAGGAGCCUGCUCCAAUGGGCACGCAGGGAGCACGGAGGGGUCACUUCACUGGCUGAGUACCAUGGAGUCAACACUAUCUACAUCCACCUGGGCGCUGAUGGGACUGCACCAGCGACCUGCAAGCUGCGUGGGAAUUUCCUAAAGUCUGCACACUUUGCUUCUGAGCGCCAACUUCAACCUCUGAGAAUUUGCUUGAAUUCUGACCCACCUCAAGACCUUGAAGUUCACAUUGUCUUCUCCAAGGGAGUUGCUUCAAGGGGGCUGGCCCGUUUGACUGUGGAGCUUCAUGCCCUGAAAAGGUCCCCACAUCAAAAUUUAUUCUUGAUACUAAAAAGUGAAGGAAUUGUCCAAUGGAUGGUUCGUGCGCACCAUCUCACUGGCCAACUGCAUGUACUGGCUUCGCACAAAGUUGUAGUGAGCAGCAGAGAAACGGAUCCGUCCCUGACUGUGACCCAGCGGACCUCCUCUGGGCUGGCUCGUAUCAGAGAUCCUUUACAGUGGGUUGCAAGUCAGAAACUACCUGUGUUCACAUCCUACACUGAGGCUGAGCGUGUGAACAGAUUCCUUCUGAUUGUGGGGAUGAAUGGUGCCACAUCCGACCCUAAACUGUUUGGGCCCAUAUUUCUGCCUCCGACCAGAUCUGCUGAGACUCAACCACACUUCCCAGAGGCUGUAACGGUGAACUGGGCGAGGAGACAGCAGGAGUCUUUGGCAGAGGACAGCGCUUCACUCCUACUGCCCACAGCCAAAACCACUGCUGAAAGAGCAGGGCCUGUCCUGUGUGGUGGGGAACAGAAGCCCAGUCAUGAGAACAAGGAUAUCCAGAGUGUUUCCUGUGUCUCACCUUCCUCAACUCAGGCCUCUCUCCCAGAAGCUACUAAGGCCUUCCAGGAUCUCCCCUUUCACCUUGGCAAUGUCCUGCUCAGCCUUGAAGUCUACAACUCUGAGGCCUUUGCCAAACAGCCAGGACCUUGUGUGGUCUCAGCGAACAGCCGAGUCUUUGUGGAGGCUGCGUUGGCUGCAUACGACUUGUGCCUUGGCUUCACCAUCCGGCAGUGCUUCCUCUCUCCCUUCUCAGAUGCUUCGUCAUCCUCUCCGUAUGUGCUGAUCCAACAUGGUUGUGCGGCCGACGCUUGGGUCACUUUGUCAGGGUCUGAGCAAGCAGCCCAGGGCCACAACUUACCUCCAGGAUAUCAAGAACGCCAGCGGCUGAGUUUCGUGCUCCAGCCCCUCUUCAAUGACUCCAUUCAGUUCCUGCACUGCCACCUGACACUAUGCAGCAGAGAGCCUUGGGACCCCGCCAAGCCGAAGGGACCAAUCCCCAAGUGCCAGUCUGACGACGAGGCCUGCAAGCGGGGAGAAGAACUGGCCAGUGGACGCUUCCAGCGCACCAUCUCAAAGCCCAUCAUAGUGACUGUGGAGGUCCCACCCAGAGCUGCAGCUCCAGAUCUGAGACCAGAUCGUUUCCUGCUCACCCAGCGGGGAAAAGCACUGAAGGAUGUAAACCACUCGCUGAAGACACAGCCUGUCCCAACCACAGCUACCCCACAGCUGCAGCUCCCAGCGGUAGUUGGCAUCGCCUUCUCAGCCUUUAUCAUCGGCAUCUCCCUCACUGGUGGGCUCUGGUUCAUUCAUUCCAAGACAGGUGGGUGCGAAGCUGCCCACAGUGCCACAGUGUGA
Messenger RNA from Euleptes europaea (tarantolino), 2172 nucleotides. RefSeq names its product transforming growth factor beta receptor type 3-like. The record is from RefSeq and is a predicted model, not a curated record. Lineage: Eukaryota; Metazoa; Chordata; Lepidosauria; Squamata; Sphaerodactylidae. The transcript is spliced from 14 exons. Bases 1 to 2172 code for a protein of 723 amino acids.